AUGCAAACCGAAAGUCCUAAAAAUUUUCCUUCUAUAGAGUUUUUUCUACCCGAUGAUAAUAAAUAUGAUUCUGAAAAAACUCUUGAUUUUCUUGGAUAUGAUUUAGUUGAAAUGUUGGAUAAUAUAAACGUGGAGCAAAAUGAAGUAAUAAUAGAUGAUAAUGAGAUGGAAAAAAUAGAUGAUGUUAUAUCAGAAGAAGAAUAUGAUAAUGAUGCUAUAAUCUAUGAUGAUGUAAAUAAUUUACAAAAGAGAAAGAGAAAACGUAGAAAAAAAAUUUUUUUACAAACAGAAAUAGAUGAGUUAUGGAAUAAAUUGCAUGCUAAUAAAUAUUUUAUGGAAGAAAUAACACCAAAAUUGGUUCGUUGUAAGUGUGGUAAAGAAAUUCAUUUAGAUCGAGAUUUUAGAGAUAAAAAUCUUACAACACAUGGCGAAUUAAGUAAUUGUAAAUAUAGUGGAGAAGGUCAACAAAGUAUUAAAGUUUUUUUUAAACCUAAAAAGAUUAGAUAUGAAGAGGAAAACACAAUUGUCCAAAAAGUUGCGUGUAAAGGAUUAUAUGAAGAAAAGUAUUAA
This is a messenger RNA of Rhizophagus irregularis DAOM 181602=DAOM 197198, 570 nucleotides long. RefSeq lists its product as uncharacterized. NCBI's taxonomy places the organism in Eukaryota, Fungi, Glomeromycota, Glomeromycetes, Glomerales, Glomeraceae. The record is from RefSeq and is a predicted model, not a curated record.